AACAAUUUAUUUAUAAAUCCGGGACAUUAUGGUUUGCCCUAGAUUCCACCGAAGCCCGGUGCCUCCGCGUCUCCGCCGCCAUCUUCUACCAGACUUCUCCUAGUUAGUCCGGCCAGCCGCUCCCUCACAGCCCAAGCGGAGACGACAAUAUUUACCGCUUUCUUUCUGCCCAUGUGUGCCUAAUCCAGCUGGUCGUGCUCGCCGCUCCAUUACCGUCUCGAAGCGAAGCCGACUAGAUCUGUAGAUCAGCAGAUCCAGGGGAUAUAGCAGGUAAUCGGCGUUCGGACGGAGGAACCGCAGGUAUAUAGGAUUUUGCUGCUGUCAGGCCAUCUCUCAGAAGAUUCGAUUAUUCAAUUUGGACUUGGAGAGGAUGCAUCGUCGGUUUUUGAAUGUGAUAGUACAGGACUUGAGCACUCGCAUCAAUUCGUUGUACCUCGUCGACCUUUGGAAGCAUCUCUUCUGCCGGUCAACAGGAAAAGCAGAAGCUGCAGAAGAUGCAAAACUGGAGAAGAAAAAUCCAGCAGCGUUGAUAGAUCCCUUGAAGUUGCAUAAGCCGCAACUCAGGUUUGGAUCAUUUCUCCUCUCUGCUCUGUUGACAGAGAACUGCCUCCUGCUGGCAGACUCUACUCACAGUGCAUUUCUCUACGACAACGACUUAAACUCGGUCCAACCCAUUCAAUCUAUGAAUUUUCCCAAAGGACCUAAUUGCGUCUGCUUCUCUGCACCCCAAGCUAACCCCUUAGACUCUCACCGCUACUAUAUACUGGACCUGUCACCGGCCUCCACUAUCAAUUCUCCCUUUAGGGUCCUCAGCUACCGCUCUAAUAGUUUCUCCUCCGAAUCCCAUGUAAAAUCUAACUACACCAAUUCAUUCUACUGGGAUACUCUCCCAGUACCACCAUUUCUAGGCGAUGACUAUGGAAGAACCAUUGACAUUUGUUCCUCCAUGAUGAUCAAUGGCUCGACCAUAUGCAUAUCCUCUGUCGAGAAGGGCGUUGGCACCUACACCUUUGAUAUAGUGACAAAGUUAUGGACUCAGGCUGGCAAUUGGGUGCUGCCCUUCUACGGCAAAGCAGAGUAUGUUCCCGAGCUCAACCUUUCGUUCGCUCUAUCUGCUGACAGCCCCCACCGCUUGUGCGCUUUAACCUGCACUUCAAUGCACCAUGGGGGCCCACCAGCAUUGCAGCAUACUUUUGAUGAGCUCGACCUGCCGGAGAAUUGGUCGCCAUACAAGUGCCACCUGGUUAACCUGGGCUCAGGCAACUUUUGCAUCAUUUCCUUCUGUAAGACCAUGAACUGUGAGUUUGCCGUCUUCACCGGCGUGGAGGUGAAACCCUGCAUCAAUGGCGACGGUCCUCUCCGGAUGAUCAAGCACCUGUCUAAGAGUUUCAGCCUUGGAUCUCAUAGCAUCAAAAGUGUGCUCUGAACCAUCUAAUUGAUUGCCUGGAUGCCGAUAUGGAACUUAGUCUGUAAUCUGUGCUAUUUUGUUUUCUGCCUCUUAGCUGUUCUAAAGCCCGCUGCUGUUUAUCGGUCUUGAUAUGCUGCAUUUAAUCCGACAGCGCAUGACUAUGUAAAGACUAUUUGCUUAAAUGAUUUUUAAACUUGCUUAAGUUCAUUGACAGUCCGUCUAUCUAUCACUGUAUCUUUGGAUCUUUGGUUAAUUGCAAAGAGAUUGUUUGCAGAUCAUAAAAGCAUUUACAAGUAUCAAGUGAAAACGCCCGUUCAAUGUAAACUGAAAAGUAUUGAUUUGCAGAACGUACGGUGCGGACCAAAGGUGAACCCCAGUUUUGCAGCUAACCCCUUGCCCUUUACGUCCUUGCUUGGUAACGAUUCAUAAAAAAAGGUAAAAUGAAUCGUGCUCAAUCUGUGACGCCAUGGAGUCCUAAGCCAAUCGCCAUGUGCCCUAGCUCUCCGACGGCUGCCCUGUCCAGCAGCUCUAGCCCUCCGCCUGCCCUGAUUCCGCACCCUCCUCCAGCGACGGCUGUGAUCCCCUGCCCCCUGCCGACCAUGGACGGAGUUAAUUGCACAGAAGUAUCACAAUUGGGGCAUCACAUGCAGAUUGGUAUCACGAUUGCUAAUUUUUGCAUGUCAGUACCAUGAUUGCUCCAAAUUUUUUCAAAUAAGGCUAAAACGCGUAUUUAUACGUAUUGACGCUCGAUCCGACAGCUCGGGCCCACCCGUCAGGUGCCACGCUGGCCAAUCGGCGCGUGCCCGCGCGCUGACUAGGAUGAGCCGGUGCGCUGCUGCUCUCCAACCCGGUCCGGUCGCACCAGCUCGCCCCCGCCGCACCAUUCCCCUCCCCUCCUCCUCUCCUAACUCGUUUCCUCCGUCGCCGCCGCCUGCGUCCCGGCUGCCGCACCGCCCCGCCGACGCCAUGGUUUUGGAGGACGAAAGCAGCGACGACCUGUCUAGCCUCCCGUACAUGCAUUCUUCCUCCACAGAUGGUCUCAACGAGGUCCCUUUCAGUCUUGAAGAUCCAGAUUACAAGGGGCUUGAGCUGGAUGUGAUGUCUCCAUGUGAGAAGCACGGCAUGGCAUCUGAGAGGCUUGUUGCCUUUGAAGGAACAGACACAGGCAGGCGGUUUUUAGCAUGUGCACAGCCGGCAGGUAGCAAUUGUGGCUUUGUUGAAUGGGUUGAUCACCAGUGGCCAAUGCAUUGUUGAAGCUAUGGGCAAUGGUUGAAGAUGCCAAAAUUGCUAGGGUGAAUGACAAUCUUGAAAGUUCUUUCACUAUCCACCAUCUGACAGAAGAGAAGAACAAGCUGGAUGCCAACUAUGACAAGCUAGUCCAAGAUGCGCAUGAGCUGAUGAAUUUCCAGGAAGAUAAGGUGGUGGAUUUCAGACAUCUGCAGUCUGCCAUUACAUAUCAGCAGGAGGUAAGAAAAGAACUGAUUGAUGAUAUGAAGGCACAGAUGGCAAGUGAGAUGGCAAAGAAAGAUGAAGAGACCCAGAAACUUACUCUGAAGUAUGAGCUGCUGCUCAACCUGACAAGAGCUCAAGCAACAGUCAUUCAGAACUUGAAGUUGAACAAAAUGAAAGAGAAGCAAGUGCUUACUGAAGCUAGUAUGAAUUUGGAGCUGAAGAAUGCAGAGAUAACAAAGUGUCAGGAGAAGCUCACCCAAGAGAAGCUAGAGUUGAAGUUUCAGGUUGCUGAUCUGCUUAAGGGAAAUGAAAAGCAUAUUGAAGAGAAGUGGCAGUUAGAGUUUCAGAAUGAAAAGUUGAAGGAGAAGUUCAGGGGGAUUCAGGCUAUCUUGGAGAAGUGAAGAAGAUGAAAAUGAGAUUAGUGGCAUUGCUGACCUUUUGGGAAUGAUGGUUGUGUAAUGACCUAGCAUCUAGGAACUAAGGUUGUGUACUGUAUGCUUGUACUAAUGGUGAACUAUGGCUGUGUAUGUAUGUAGUAGUUAUGCUAUUCAUCCUUUUGUGAGAAAAAGAUGAACUAUGCAUUUGAAGUUGAACUCCUUUAUGUAUUGUGAACAAUGGUUAUGUAUGACUAUAAUGAGU
Molecule: messenger RNA, 3499 nt
Organism: Triticum aestivum (bread wheat)
Lineage: Eukaryota; Viridiplantae; Streptophyta; Magnoliopsida; Poales; Poaceae
Exons: 5
Coding region: 2228-2662 (144 amino acids)
Molecular function (GO): zinc ion binding
Source: RefSeq, a predicted model, not a curated record